AUGGGUGCUUACAAAUAUUUAGAAGAGUUACAAAGAAAAAAACAAUCCGAUGUUAUGAGAUUCUUAUAUAGAGUCAGAUGUUGGGAAUACAGACAAAAAAAUGUUAUUCACAGAGCAUCAAGACCAUCAAGACCAGAUAAAGCUAGAAGAUUAGGUUACAAAGCUAAACAAGGUUUCGUUAUCUACAGAAUCAGAGUUAGAAGAGGUGGUAGAAAAAGACCAGUUCCAAAAGGUGCUACUUAUGGUAAACCAACUAACCAAGGUGUUAAUCAAUUAAAAUACCAAAAAUCAUUAAGACAAACUGCUGAAGAAAGAGUUGGUAGAAGAGCUGCUAACUUAAGAGUCUUAAACUCAUACUGGGUUAACCAAGACUCAACUUAUAAAUAUUUUGAAGUUAUUUUAGUUGAUCCUCAACAUAAAGCUAUUAGAAGAGAUCCAAGAUACAACUGGAUUGCUAAUGCUGUUCAUAAACACAGAGAAGCUAGAGGUUUAACUUCCGCUGGUAAAAAAUCAAGAGGUAUUAACAAAGGUCACUUAUUCAACAAAACCAAAGCUGGUAGAAGACACACUUGGAAAAAACACAACACUUUAUCAUUAUGGAGAUACAGAAAAUAA
This is a messenger RNA of Insectozyma verbasci, 615 nucleotides long. NCBI's taxonomy places the organism in Eukaryota, Fungi, Ascomycota, Pichiomycetes, Serinales, Debaryomycetaceae. The record is from the annotation of a GenBank genome assembly.